Messenger RNA from Etheostoma spectabile (orangethroat darter), 1367 nucleotides. RefSeq names its product PIN2 (TERF1) interacting telomerase inhibitor 1 (gene pinx1). The record is from RefSeq and is a predicted model, not a curated record. Gene Ontology annotation, molecular function: telomerase inhibitor activity; nucleic acid binding. Gene Ontology annotation, cellular component: nucleolus. Bases 140 to 1210 code for a protein of 356 amino acids. The transcript has 7 exons. Lineage: Eukaryota; Metazoa; Chordata; Actinopteri; Perciformes; Percidae.
GUUUGCUGAAACCCGCCGCAAUCAGCUAUAGAGAGGCUUUCUUCCGAAAGUAUUCCGUACUUCCCGGAGGAAACAGAAGUGGUCUGUUGACCCCAGGAACAGCAGCUGGAGUAAGGAUGACUCCAAAUUCGGUCAGAAGAUGCUGGAGCGAAUGGGCUGGUCCAAGGGCAAGGGCCUUGGCAGAAGUGAGCAAGGCUCCACUGACCAUAUCAAAGUAAAACUUAAAAACAACAACUAUGGUCUUGGAACCAGUGCCAGCUGCGAGGAUAACUGGAUUGCCCACCAAGAUGAUUUUAAUGAGCUUCUUGCUCAACUGAACAACUGCCAUGGUCAAAACAGCGGCAAUGGACCUCCACCACCAGAAGAGCUGAAAGGAUUCAGCUUGGAAGAGAAGUCCAAGACCUCCAAAAAGAGGGUCCAUUACAUGAAGUUCACUAAGGGAAAGGACCUGUCCUCCCGUAGCAAAACGGACCUUAACUGUAUCUUUGGGAAGAGAGGGAAACCUGCCAAUGACAAAGAGCAGGAGAACAACAGCAAUGAUUCUCAGGGUGAGGCGGAGAGUUUUACUCCUGCUGCCUUUGAACUGGAUACAGAUUCAAUCACCAAUACUGUGAAAAGUACUCUCACUAUGCAGGAGUAUUUUGCACAGCGAAUGGCUCAGUUGAAGGCUCGUGGACAGGACCAGAGUACAGCACCCUCAGUGGAGACCAACGAGACACCAGGUCCAUCUGAGGAACCCAGUCCCAUCCUCAUCAGCAACAAUGAUUCAGAAGAGUCCAGAAAGAAGAAGAAGAAAAAGAAGAGCAAAAAGUCAUCAUAUGAGCUGGAAGUGAUUGAAGAGAAAAGUACUGCUCCUUCUUACAUAAUAGUGGACGAUGAGGACCGACAGCAGGAGCGUUCAGGGAAAAAGAAGAAAAAGAGGAAAAUUGUUGAAAGCGAAGGAGCUACAAAUGAGAACUGUAGCUCCACCUCUGGCGUGGAGCAGAAGUGUGCGGAGCUGCCUCCAUCGAAGAAGAAAAAGCUUAAACACCAAAAAGAAACUGAGCUUCUAAAUGGACACGGGCCAACUGAGGAGCUAACUAUAGAAUCUGAGGUUGUUCACAAAAAGAAGAAGAAACGAGAGGAGGUCAACGAUGUAGCAAAAGAGAACGAGGAGGAGGUAGUACAGAAAAAAUCCAAAAAGGACAAGAAAAAGAAACGUCGUGAAUAGAAUGAAAUUAAUAGAAUUGCCUCCAAUGCAAUCGGGAACUUGAUACUCAUGUUGUCGUAUUAUCAUAAACAUGAUUAUGGGGGCCCACGUGUACGAAGCGAUUGCCUUUAAUGUCUUGUAUAGAUAUAGUCUAAUAACCUUAGACAUUUGAUAAAAU